Molecule: messenger RNA, 1851 nt
Organism: Amorphotheca resinae ATCC 22711
Lineage: Eukaryota; Fungi; Ascomycota; Leotiomycetes; Helotiales; Amorphothecaceae
Exons: 2
Coding region: 1-1851 (616 amino acids)
Biological process (GO): regulation of DNA-templated transcription
Molecular function (GO): DNA-binding transcription factor activity, RNA polymerase II-specific; zinc ion binding
Source: RefSeq, a predicted model, not a curated record
AUGAGGGAGAAUGGCCAGUCCAUCUCCGAAUCCAGAGCUCGGAGGGCCUCGGCCCCAAAGUCGAAGAAUGGCUGUCUUACUUGCAAGCUUCGUCGGGUGAAAUGUGACGAGACGAGACCAAAAUGCAAUACUUGCAGUAAAUCUCGGCGUCAGUGCCAGUGGAAACCGCCCCCCGACGAAUCCAAGAAAAUAUUGGAUAUCGUCUCGCAAAGGAGCUCUCAGCUCCGUCAGCUUCGCCCCUCGCAGGCGCUACCUUUCAUAGAUGAGAGAGAGGUCUAUUACUUCUGGGCUUAUCGAGACGAGGUCGCUUCGGAGCUGGCCGGCGUCAUCAAGACGUCGCCUUGGACGUAUACAAUACUCCAAGAAGCUCACACGGAACCGUUCGUGCUUCGCUCGAUCGUAGCUCUCGGGGCGCUCUACAAGUCCUUCAAAGUAACACGCGCUGCCUCUGUCUACCCGGUCUCCAUGCGGGAGGUCGCCCUAGACAUAUCAGCCAAGCAUCGCGAGUUUGCUCUCGCGGCGUACGACAAAGCCCUGAAAGGAAUGCAGAGACUAGCUUCGGCGAAUCCUCCAGGCUCAGCACCUUCGUUGAGGAAAGUCAUGAUAGCUUGUCUCCUAGUCUUCUGCCUUGAGCACUUUCUAGACUCGCCAAAUACGUCUACGAUGCAGGGCGAAGAAGGCUACCUGCUCCUGCGCCGAUUGGAGUCGCGAAAGCCCCACCGCGCAGCCGGGAUUGCGUCUCCGGACGUGAAUGUUGUUGAGGAUGAGAUCUUCCAUGAAUUUACUAGAUUGGAUCUGCGGUACGCCAUGUUCUGGGGAAACCGCACCCUCGGUGUUCAUGCCGUACGGAGGCAUGAUGGUUCUGAGACGAUUAAGAAUAUGCCGGCUCGGUUUGGCAGCCUGGAAGAGGCCAGGUUGUAUCAGCAACUACUCAUGAGGCGGACCUUUCAUCUUAUUGGUGAAGCAUACGUUCGCAUCAUCUCUGCAAAGGUCGAGUCCGGACCUGCAGAAAUAGCAGACACUCCAGGUGAACUCGUAGAUCCAUGUAGUCUACCAACGAUGUUAUUCGCAGACCGCGAUGCAUAUCUAAAUGACCUGAGAAGAUGGCACAAGGCAUUCCAACCAAUUUUCGUAACGUUGAUAACAUCCAAGGACCCAGCGACCACAAUUGCGGCGGCAUUGCUUAGGGCGCAAGCUCUAGGUGCUGAAAUAGGCCUCGCGGGCGCCUUCUUCACAGAAGAAUGUGACCACGACGUAUUCCUCCCUGAAGCAAGAGAGAUAGUCUCACUUGCAGCACUCAUCGAUAAGGAGACCGCUCGGCUACAGCCAAAUGGCCAACAGAUAUUCAACUAUCUGCCCGGGCUGCACCAGCCCCUCCACGAUGUAAUUGCCUUCUGUCGAGACAAAAAGGUUCGCCAAGCAGCACUUCCUAUCUUUGCUUCCCAGGCGCUCCGCAGUCCGACAGAUCACAUGGCCAAGCUGGUAACGAGAGUCAAGUACCUAGCGGAACUUGAGGAGAAGAGCAGAAAUGAAGAUGGGAAGAUACCCGAGAGUGCAAGAUUUCGCAUCAUAUGGGUUCUGCACCACUACGGCGACGUGCCCCGCGGUCUCACGGUCAUCUAUGCGCGCCGGAUUGGAUAUCCGCUCGGAAGAGGGUAUCCGGCAAAGCGAGAAUGGAAACGUAGGACCUUCACUGCGGACGAGGCCAGCAGUAUGACUUUUGGAGAAGAUCCAGGGUACCAGCCGUUUCCGGCUUGUCUGAGCACCAAGCCUUUCGUCAAACCUCUGUCCGUGAAGUGGCAGGAGGUUUUCGACGAGUUACGACAAAGGAGACAUGUAAUAGACGCCUGA